CUGAAUCCGAAUGGUAGAAAUGUUCACAACCUACGAAAUAGUGUAGGCAGCAUUUUUAAUAAAACAAUAAAUCUCGUCUUUCCAAAUAUUUUCCAUUCUUUCGUAAAAUAAAAGUGAAACUAUAUUGUAGAAAAUGGAUAAUUGGGAUUCCGAAUCUGGUUCUAGCGAAACAUCUCAAUUCGAACUGGAUUUUGUUGAUUUGUGUAGUAACGCUUACAGUAACAAAAAUAAUGAGGGCAAGACUGUUCGCUUCAAUGUCGACUUAUUUUCAAACGACAAUUCCAACUAUUCGAUUUUCAAUUAUGUAGAACUGAUGGCCUUUCAAGAAAAGGAAGAAAGUAAAUCAAAAGAUGAAUGCGCUUCAGACACAUUUACCAGAGAUGGCGCUGCACAAAAAGCUAAUAAAGUAAAUAAAAAAAAAACAAAAACAGAUAACAAAAAAAAUAAAACACAGAAUCGUAAUGACAUAGGAUUUGGGUACGAUGCAAACGAUUCGUUUAUUGAUAAUUCGGAAAAAUAUGAUGAGUUUGUACCAGAAGAUCUUGAUACAUGUCAUAGAGGUUUAUAUAUCAAUAAGGGUCUGCUGAUAUAUAAAAAAGUAGGAACAAUUUGUAAUAAAACUAACGUUAAAGUUACGAUUGAUAGUGAGUUACAACUCAUGAAGGUUAGGAGAAGUCAAAGACGGACUCAGUGUUCAGUUUCCAGAUUUUGAAUCUUCAAUACCAGCUCCAGCUACCGCAAUGGAUCUUACUAAGACCUUUACACAGAACCGCAAAGAAGUCAUAUUAUCAUAACAAGAAAGACUGAAAAUUUAAU
Molecule: messenger RNA, 816 nt
Organism: Teleopsis dalmanni
Lineage: Eukaryota; Metazoa; Arthropoda; Insecta; Diptera; Diopsidae
Product: yemanuclein-like
Exons: 4
Coding region: 134-712 (192 amino acids)
Cellular component (GO): nucleus
Source: RefSeq, a predicted model, not a curated record